UGAGCAUUUUGAUGUUUUUUGUCGCAAACAAAUUUUGUAAACAAAAAUUUAUUUAUUUAUUAACAAAAAUAUACCAAAAAUUAUACAUAAAUAAAAAGAAUGCAAUCACCUAUAACUUGUCGUGCGUGUCUAACUGAGAUUACUCUUCAGUAUAUAUCACUAGAUACAACUCUCUACGAUACCACUGUGCUAGAUGUUUUUAAUUUUUGCACCAAGCUCAAAGUGAGACUAAACGAUGAUUUUCCCACCAAUAUGUGUGUUCCUUGUGUAACAUCCUUACAAACAGCUUAUGAUUUUAUCAAAACUGCAUUAGAAACCGACCAAUUCCUUCGCGGGAACAUAACACGGGCUGCAAAGAAAGACCCACUUGCAGAUGACAGUGAUAAAAAUGUUAUUCAAAGUAUUAUAAAGAUUGAAAAUCGUCGGGGAAGAAAUUAUCUUGAAGAAUAUAUAGAAGAUAAUAUAGAUGAAGAUGAUAAGAACAGCACACAAAUUAAAAAAGAAAUUGAACAAAUCAGAUUUGAAGUCCUAUAUCCAAUGGAUGACGAUCAACAAGAUGGUUCCCAAAGUUAUUUCCAAUCAAUGGCUAAAUCAAAAGUAAUUCAACAGAAUAUCGAAAUAGAAGAAUUAAAUAUCAAAAACGAGAAUGGUAAUGACUGCAGUCGAAAAGAACACUUAAAAAGCAACGAACAGGUUAUGAAAGUAGUUGAACUCACAUGUUGCGGAAACCCAAAAAUGACAAGAAUUAGAAAAAGAAAGAAAAAUCCAAAAAUUAAAAAAAGUAUUAUAUCUGAAAAAGUGAAUGUCUUGAAAAAAGAGAACGAUUCGUCAGUAAAACAAAGAAUCCGUUCUUGUUCUGUGCGUGAAAUCAAUAGGGAUAGAAGACAGAAUGGUUUUUUUAAUGCUACCUUCUUAAAAAUUAAAGAGCAUGAUAGUGCUCAAUUUUUUAUGUAUACAAGAAUGCAUCCUGCAAUGUUUGACGAACUACUAAAUUUGGUCUCACCAUUUAUGAUAAAAACUUCAAUCAGAGAACCAAUCUUACCCGAAUGUCGUCUGGCUCUUUUCCUUCAUUACUUGUCACAAGGCGAGUCUUUUCCUUCGCUGGCCUUGUCCUUCAAGUUAGGAAAGGAAACUAUUCGCAAAAUAAUAUUGGAAACGUCAGAAAUAUUGUGGAGAGCUUUACAACCUACCUUUAUGUCCGAACCAGAUUCCCACGAUUAUGAAGUGAUCCGCGAGGACUUCUGGAGAUUGUGGAAUAUACCGAAUUGCAUCGGUGCAAUCGAUGGUAAACAUUUUGGCCUGCGUAAGAAACGCUCUUGUGUAGUUAUUAUAGCAGUUUGUGAUGCAAAAUAUAGAUUCACCCACGUCGACAUUGGAGCCUAUGGAAAUCCAUAUGAUAGUGGAAUAUUUCAAGCCAGUUGCAUUGGAAAGAAGCUUUUAAGUAAUCAUUUUUCAAUUCCCCAGCGUAGGAACUUGCCAGGCUCAGAUAUUGAAGUUCCGCAUUACUUUGCCGGUGAUGUUGCUUUGCCGUUGACUACCAACAUCAUGCGACCAUAUGCGGGAACUCUUCUUCCACCAAAUGAAGAAAACUUUAAUCAAAUACUCUCUCGGGCUCACCGGACAAUUGAGAAUUCGUUUGGUAUUUUAGUGGCACGUUGGAGUGUUUUGCAAACGGCACUGAAUAUGCUCCCGGAAAACGCCGAGAAAGUUAUUUUAGCUUGUUUUGCCCUUCAUAAUUUUAUAAUGCUAGAUAAUGGAGCUGAGAAUUAUUGUCCUAGCAAUUAUGUCGAUUGGGAGGAUUCUAAUGGACAAUGGUAUGAUGGGCUAUGGCGAAAUGAAAUUAACAUUAUUAUUCCGUCAAUAAAACCAUCUCAAAAUUCUCACCAAUAUGGUGGUAAAACAUCAACAACUAUCAGAAAUAAUCUUCGAGAUUUUUUGUUCGAAAACAAAAGUACCUAAAUAAAUACAAAAAAAUUUAAA
This is a messenger RNA of Episyrphus balteatus (marmalade hoverfly), 1980 nucleotides long. RefSeq lists its product as uncharacterized. Gene Ontology annotation, cellular component: nucleus. NCBI's taxonomy places the organism in Eukaryota, Metazoa, Arthropoda, Insecta, Diptera, Syrphidae. Gene Ontology annotation, molecular function: zinc ion binding. The record is from RefSeq and is a predicted model, not a curated record. The coding region runs from base 100 to 1959 and encodes 619 amino acids. The transcript is spliced from 6 exons.